ACGAAUCUUUACAAAACCUACAGUUCAAUCCUUCAAAUACAAAUGGCACUCAUCUAUCUCCUUCUCCUCCUCCAAUUUCUAUAACUCGUGUAAGGUCAUCUGAUUUAGUGCCAGGAUUAACACCAAAUAAAUCUCCUGAAAGUAUGUAUUCCUACAAUAUACAUGAAAUUGAACAUAUUGUGAUUCAAGAUUCAAUUUCAGUAUCCCAAUAUAUUGUCAAUUCUAUUGACUUUAUGUUUUUUAUCUUAGUACCAAUACAGAUUAAAGAUGAUGAUUUUCCAGAAUCUCAUUGGAAGCUCAAAUUAUACCAAUCAAAUUUAUUUCUAUAUUGGUAUUUUUUUGAAAUUCCUUUUAUUUUAAAUCUUCACAUAUUUAAGAUAAGUGUCAUUAAAUUUGUUCCCAUUGCAUUAUUGUUGGCCUUUCCAAUUCACUUUAUAUCAGCUACUUAUCUUUCAUUAAAGUUCAAACAUUGUUUGAUCAAUUUAAUAGGGGUAAUAAUAUCUUUACUUAUUUUAUCGGACUUUACUGUACAAAUACUAAGAGUUCUUAAAAAUUUUGGACUUAUUUGGUCUAUAAAUGAAUUCAUUCUUGGAUUACUAAUUUUUUCAAUUAGUAAUUCAAUGAAUGACUUAGUAACAAAUCUUACCAUUUCAAAGAUAAACCCUAUAUUGGCAAUUAAUUCGUGUUUGGGUUCCCCCAUAUUGAUUAUUCUUUUAGGUAUAGGGAUUAAUGGAUGCAUAUUAAUCCUGCAAUUCCACAAUCACGACGCAAUAAAAUUUAAUUUAAAUAUCAAUGUGACUAUUAGCAUGUUAUCAUUAAUUAUUACAGUAGCUUUCUAUAUUUUAUAUAUACCCUUGAAUAACUGGGUUUUAGAUAGAAGAGCUGGAAUAGGUUUGAUUCUUUUUUAUUUAAUAAUUACAGGAGUUAUUUGUUCUAUAUAACUAGUUUGUUACUCUAUUAAAAUAUAUAUAGGAACAUUAUAUACGCAUGUAUAUAAAGAAAGCAAAUAAAUACAUAUGUAUAUAUUUAAGCAUUAUUAUCAUUUAUCAUUAAUCCUAUUUUUAAGAUAAUAGAAAAAAUUGUCGCAUAUCUUCAUCUAUUUGGCUGCAAGAAAAGAUUUGUCGAAUCUUCUCAGUAUGUCUCAAAUUUAUUGUCGCAUAUUUUAAUUGAGGUAACACAACUUAUU
Scheffersomyces amazonensis is the source of this 1186-nucleotide messenger RNA. RefSeq lists its product as uncharacterized. Gene Ontology annotation, biological process: monoatomic cation transport; intracellular calcium ion homeostasis; transmembrane transport. Lineage: Eukaryota; Fungi; Ascomycota; Pichiomycetes; Serinales; Debaryomycetaceae. The transcript has a single exon. Bases 144 to 941 code for a protein of 265 amino acids. The record is from RefSeq and is a predicted model, not a curated record. Gene Ontology annotation, cellular component: membrane. Gene Ontology annotation, molecular function: monoatomic cation transmembrane transporter activity.